Molecule: messenger RNA, 968 nt
Organism: Mauremys mutica (yellowpond turtle)
Lineage: Eukaryota; Metazoa; Chordata; Testudines; Geoemydidae
Product: proto-oncogene vav-like
Exons: 8
Coding region: 275-796 (173 amino acids)
Biological process (GO): cell migration; regulation of GTPase activity
Cellular component (GO): cytoplasm
Molecular function (GO): guanyl-nucleotide exchange factor activity
Source: RefSeq, a predicted model, not a curated record
GGAGAUUUGAAGUUUUAGCUUUACUUCUAGAGGAGCCAAUACUUAAUAGAGGUGCAAAGUGAAGGGUUGUUUGCACUUGGGGUUCUAGAUUGGGACAAUCUCUAGUCAUUGGACCCAUUUCUUUUACUUGGAGGUGGUACUGAGUCUAAUACAUGACUUUUCUCUCUAUCUUUCUUCUGCCAGCAAGCUCAAACCAUCUCUGACCGUGGAGGAAAACCGUGAGCUCCUUGGUCAGUGCUUCAAAAGUUUAUUUCCCCUUCCUCCCUUGGAGAAGAUGAAAGAGGAAGACGGGACAGCAAAGGAUGCUCUGCAUAUACAACAGAAGAUGACAGAGCUGGAUAAGCGGAACUGCUGCCUUCAAGAAAUCAGACAGACGGAGGAGAAGUACACAGAUACACUAGAAUCCAUCUACCAGCACUUUAUGAAGCCCCUGCAGAGAUUUCUAAAGCCCGAGGACAUGAAGAACAUUUUCAUCAACAUCGAGGACCUCGUGAAGGUGCAUCGAUUCUUCUUGGAUGACCUGAAGAACGUCCUGUCCUUCAGCAAUGCCCAGAACCUCUACCAGGUCUUUAUCAAGUACAAGGAAAGGUUCCUGCUCUAUGGCAGAUACUGCAGUCAGGUGGAAGCCGCCAUCCGGUGUCUGGACCAAGUGGCUGGUUCCAGCAUGGACGUGAGGAUGAAGCUGGAGGCCCUCAGCACACUGAGCAUCUCCCCCUGCCAACGCUGGACUGUCCUGCACUCCUGUUGUGUAGGAAUGCUCCCAGCGAGCCAACAAUGGGCGCUUCACCCUGCGUGACCUGCUGAUGGUGCCCAUGCAACGGGUGCUGAAAUACCAUCUGCUCCUGCAGGAGCUGGUGAAACAUACGGUGGAGCCGUCAGAAAAGGAGAACUUGCGGCUGGCGCUGGAUGCCAUGCGGGACCUGGCACAGUGCGUGAACGAGAUCAAGAGAGACAAUGAGACCCUGAAA